AAGUCAAUUUCUCGAAUGUCGACACUGAAGAUCGCGUUUCUGUAUGCUAAAUAUAAUCAUUACACCACUGGGCUCAUAUCUGAGCUUUGUCGUUCGUAUCCACUGUGAGAGUUGGGUUGUGGUACUUAUUAACGGAUGCUUCAUUGCUAGCUGAGAGAGAAGAAUUCCUGAAUAAUAAUGCAAAGAGGAAAUGAGCAUGGUGGGGAUGGCAAAGGACGGAAGCUAGCGUCGGGAUUUCAAACACGGCUUGAACCACUACCACCACCGCCUACGUACACCGUCUAUACCCAGCCCUUUCCUUUCUUCAAGCUCGAAGCAAUGUGCGAAUACAGCGACACCAUACCGCCUCCCGGCGAGCUAAUAGACCCCCUAUUCCUCGAAAUAUUCCUCGAACUCGAAUAUCUCAAGCGUCGGCUAGUAGUAGUCACCACGAGCUCUGAACUUGCCAUAACCCUGGAAUCCAUCAAAGACGCAAUAGCACGGUGCAAGGACUAUCAACUGAAGGAAUCUCUUAUUCGUGAACUGGUGGCAGAAAUCGUGGACCUCAAGGUUACAGUGCGUAAUAGGUCUGGUGAAGACUGUGAUGAGUACAGGAUGCUUGUCCUGCAAGAAAAGCGGGUUGCUCACUGGUGAUUAUUCUCCUCGCUGUAUCGCCUUGAUGCAUCAACUUUUUCGUUGAACUAGGUUGAUACACGUGAGGAUCGUUCGCCUGCUCUUGUCCAAAGAUUUCUGGCUUGUGAUGCUCGCUCUGUUUCUCCUGUGGUUUCUAUCUCGGGUCAAAGAUCUAGUUUGACUGUCGCGUUUUCGUGGCUGUAUCACGCUAUACCUCUGUAUACCUUUCCUGAAAGGAUCUUAUAUCUAUUGUUGUA
Messenger RNA from Guyanagaster necrorhizus, 869 nucleotides. RefSeq lists its product as uncharacterized. The transcript has 3 exons. Lineage: Eukaryota; Fungi; Basidiomycota; Agaricomycetes; Agaricales; Physalacriaceae. Bases 178 to 633 code for a protein of 151 amino acids. The record is from RefSeq and is a predicted model, not a curated record.